Messenger RNA from Ylistrum balloti, 3950 nucleotides. RefSeq names its product microtubule-associated protein RP/EB family member 1-like. The record is from RefSeq and is a predicted model, not a curated record. The transcript has 8 exons. Gene Ontology annotation, molecular function: microtubule plus-end binding. The coding region runs from base 49 to 864 and encodes 271 amino acids. Gene Ontology annotation, cellular component: spindle midzone; cytoplasmic microtubule; microtubule organizing center. Lineage: Eukaryota; Metazoa; Mollusca; Bivalvia; Pectinida; Pectinidae. Gene Ontology annotation, biological process: spindle assembly; regulation of microtubule polymerization or depolymerization; protein localization to microtubule plus-end.
CGAGGUGACGAACAGACAGACACCACAAGAGUAGUCACAGACAGGACAAUGACCACGGCGGUGAAUGUCUUCAGCACAAGUGCCACGUCUGAUAACCUUAGCAGACAUGACAUGCUUUCAUGGGUCAAUGAUAAUCUUCAAACAAGCUAUUCAAAAAUAGAAGAAUUAUGUUCAGGUAGUGUGUACUGUCAGUUCAUGGACAUACUGUUUCCAGGAAAUAUACCUAUGAAGCAAGUGAAAUUCAAUACAAAACUAGAACAUGAAUAUAUACAGAAUUUCAAAAGACUGCAAAUCUGCUUUCAAAAACUGGGUGUUGAUAAGGUUAUUCCAGUAGAACGACUUGUAAAGGGACGUUUUCAAGAUAAUUUUGAAUUUUUACAAUGGUUUAAAAAAUUCUUUGAUGCAAAUUAUGAUGGAAAAGAUUAUGACCCAUUAGCAAGCCGGCAAAAUCAGGCUAUGGGAGCACCACCAAAAGCUGCAACACGGUCACCUGCCGCAAAGACAUCGGCCAAACCAACUAGAUCAGUUCCAUCUGCUCAAACAAGAAGUCCAUCUGGUUACGGUGUUAAACAGCCAGGAGCUCGUGCUAAUAACCAUGCAGCAGCUGGAGACAAGAACUCAGAGAUGGUGUCAGAUCUUACUCAAAGGGUUAAUGAAUUACAGCUCACUGUAGAAGGUCUUGAAAAGGAGAGAGAUUUCUACUUUGGAAAAUUGAGGGAUAUUGAAGUGCUGUGUCAGGAACAUGAAGAUCAUGAAUAUAUAAAAGGCAUUAUGGAGAUCUUAUAUCAGACAGAGGAAGGCUUUGCUCCACCAGAAGAUGAAGUUGGCAAUGACAUUGAUAAUGGAGAGGAAGAAGAAUAUUAGAAGACCAUCUUAAAGACUGAUGUAUAUAUUAUGUGGCCCAGCCCUCAUUACAUCUGAAUUUUCAACUAUUAUGAUAGUUUAAUAUUGGUUUGAGGUCUUGGAAAGGCUGUACCUAAGGAAUGGUUACCUGAAGAAGCUGUACAGAUUUCUUCAGAUACACAUACACUCAUAGAACGAAAGGAAGAAUGAAUGCUAGGAAAGGAUCUGUACCGUUGAUGCUACAAGACAUAUUCAAAAGAAUCCACUCUGAUGUGAUAAUUGUUGGCCAGACAUUUAAAUAAAUAUGAGUCUAAUUGUCUCAGCUAAGGCUUAAAAUAGUGCUACCCAUUCUUGUAUGAAUUAAAAAGUGUUAUGAGUACACCUAGUGCUACAGUUUACAGACAUUACAUAACAUUGUGUUUGCUGCAUGAUUUGUACUUUUUCUCAAAAUAUUCAUGUUUUUGUAUUAACAAAGAUUGAGAUCUGCAUUCUUUAAACUUCUGAAAGUAAAGUGUUUUAUUGCUGAUUUCCUUUGAAAAUCAAACGCUGGUGUAAAUCCAACUUUUUUGCUCAGUUUAGAAAAUUGAUUCCUUUUCUUAUUGUGAAAAGUGUAACCAAUGCACAUGCAUUAUUUCACUUCAUAACCAUGUCAGAAAAUAUCUUCAAUGUCAGAAUGAUUGAUUUUGAUUGAUUAUGUGGAUUUGUUCAAGUGACAUAAAUGACUUUGUAAUCCAAUGCAAACAAAAACAACACAACAUUUUGUGGCUUGAAAUUUGGGAAAUGGGAAGUAUUGAGUUGACAUGCAAAAAACAUUUCCAUACUUGACUUUAAGUCCUCUGCUUUUCUAACAGAUUUGUUUGGGUUUUUUUGUCUUUGGCUCCCUUUUCAACCGGAUAAUAAACAUGGCAUUUUAUUUACUUAUUUGUGUGUUAGUGUUCCAUUGCCAGUUGUAAGAAUGAUGUCAUAGUCAAUGUACUUAACUAUCAGUAGGAUACCUGGAGAUCUAAUACCCUGGUGUAUACAGAAUUAAAAGUGAUAUCAAAACAAUUAAGUCCUUCAUUAAUUAAUUUUGAACUAUAUCCAUCAUACUCAAAAAGGUAUACCCAAUGAUAAGAAAGUACAGGUAACUUUAAACCCCAAUAUACUCAACACUUGGCAAAUUUACCAAAUUCAGAAAAUUUCGUAGAGAACUUCCACUUGAUAAUUAAGCAAAGAUAAGAUUAAAACAUACUGAACUGAUUAGUAUGUAUGAAGAAACACUUUAUGAGGGUAACGAGACAAGUGAAAAUUAAUAAAAGUGGGUCCCAUUUAAAAUACAAACUGGUAUUAUAUGACGAUCAGAGGGCCAUCAGGAAAAAAACACAUGACCAAUUUCAUCACUGAAAUGUACAGGUAUAGUAGGCACAUUUACAGUUAAAGUGCGAUGUUGCUUGUGCUGCACGCUUUUCGUGACAUAUCGCAGGUGGAAUGCAAUUCAAGGGCUUGCUAUGUAGUCUGAAUAGGAGGUAUUUGUGUUGUUAGUAAAUAAUGACCCCGUCAUGGAAACGUCUAAACGAUUUUCUGAUUCUGGUUCAGCUAUGAUUGUAAGUGGAAGCAUUUUCACAAAAAGUAAAUUUCAACAGCUUUUAUAUUUAUGCAAACACAUGAUAUCGUCUCAGUUAUUUCUCAUAUCAGUAAAUCUAUACUGUAUCAACAUAAAUAUUUUUUCUCUUCUGUCUUUUGGUGAAAGUUGCGUAUAUUGGGGCUUUGAAAUGUUUUGAAACAAUCAAUUUUGAAGUGUCUCAUAAAGAAAUCCAUUGCAUAUAUACCUUUGUAGCCCUGAGAUCAACUUUGAACAAUAACUUGAAUAUUCACUAUCAACAGUUACAUGCAAAUGUAGUUGAAGUGAAGUAGUGGGCUAAUAUGCUUCGGAGAUUUUAGGUUCCUUGGGUUACCGCUCUGAAAUAUUUUUUUGUAGAGAUGACUAAGUGAGGAAAGCAUUACUUUGAGGGUGAAGCAGACUUCAUGAUAAUUCAGUUUUUAGGUAGUUAAGUUGGUUUUUGUAUUUUUCAUACAGUUUUGCAUGUCAUUGCUACCCUAAGAUCUGUUAAUGGGUUAAAGAGACGAGAUAAAGAUUUCGAUCUAUCCAUGUAUUCAAAGUUAUGUAUAAUGAAAUUUUAAUCAAAAUUAAGGCAUGAUUAUAAUAGCUAAUGUUACUGUAUUUAUGGUGUUGUACAAUCAUACAGGGUUCUUUAAAUGAGCUCUCUAAAGUGCUUGAUACAUUGGAAUACUGUAGAUGUUCAUACAUUCAGAGCAAAUCAUAAGAUUUUUCUGGGCUUUUUUUUUUAGGUAAUGAAACUUGAUACAGGCAAGGUUGAUGUAAAAACUAUUAAAAGUAUGACAAACAAAGGGUGAAAUUAUACAGCAUUAGCUUAUAAUAUUUAUAAAAGUAUUUUAUAAUAUGUAACUUUGCACUUGAAAUAUACUAGUAUAUUAUUUCCAGCAUGGUGAAGUUCUGUUUUAAAUAAAAAGAAGGAGCAUUGAUAUAGACAAUGAAUCUCGUUCUAAAUUAUUUCCAAAGUGUUAUUGACUAUCGUUGUUCAAGUUUGAGGUUUCUUCAUUUGAUAAAAUGAUUACAACUUGGAGUGAAAAAGAUAUGAAAUUAAUAUGAAAAUAGGAAUAAAAGUGAUGUAUUUGUGAAGAGUUACCACACAGAAACAUUUGAUUCAAUAUAGAAAUUUCGAUAAUAGUUUUAUGAGAUUGUCUUUAAUGAACUGAUGCAGGUAAAACCUCUGCAGAUGGUAGGUCUCUGGUCACAAAAUAUUGCUAAUAUUUACUAUUUUGUUAUUUUGCCAGUUCAUUGUAAGUCAAUGUACCAUAGUCUGAUUACAUUUCUAUUUUAUUUAUGUACUCUGUUUGCAAUUAUAAUAUAUGUAUUAUAUCUUAAUCACUAAAGAAAUUACAUUAUAGUUCAGCAUGCAUACAUUUGUUUAUCAGUUUAAAAAAAAAACCUGUAUAAAUGUUCAGUAUUUGUUCACAGUAACUUUUCUUUUGCAAAAUUUGUAAUACAUAACUAGCCAAAAUGUUCAAAAAGAGGAUAAUAAAAAAUAACACCAAAGCAAAAUAUA